Molecule: messenger RNA, 2488 nt
Organism: Aethina tumida (small hive beetle)
Lineage: Eukaryota; Metazoa; Arthropoda; Insecta; Coleoptera; Nitidulidae
Product: MICOS complex subunit Mic60
Exons: 10
Coding region: 95-2239 (714 amino acids)
Biological process (GO): cristae formation
Cellular component (GO): MICOS complex
Source: RefSeq, a predicted model, not a curated record
ACGUCAAACACCUUGAUGACUGCCAAACAUAACUAAAGAUUGGGAGAACAACUUCUCAAUUUAAUUCACACUCCCAAGUUGGCUGACCGGCAAUAUGUUGAGGGUACUGAAGAGAGGGAUUUUAGUCAAAAAAGUAACAUGGAAACAAGGAAAGAGGGAACUGAAACUGUGCACGAACUUCCGCAACGUUCCUACACUUAGAUCAUCAGAAGCUGCGCGCCUCCUGAGUUCCGGCGUAUGUCCGCCCAAGUAUGAACCACCAAAAUCCCAUACGGGUCGAAAUGCGCUGCUCGGUGCUCUGGCGUUGUUCGGCGCCACCUUGGGAUACGCCAAAUACGACGACGAAUUCAGAAGAAUGAUCGAGGAUAACGUGCCAUACAGUGAUCAGGCACUCAAGUACCUGUUGUUCGAGGAGAAUCCCUUUGGGUUCAUUAGCGAGUAUUACGAUUCACUCAGAGAGAUGAUCGUGGGCGCUUCUAAUAGCAGUUCAUCCCAGUCAUCAGACAUUCAAUUGCCCAAGUCUUACAAAGCUCCACCGCCGAUUUCUCCGUCACUGGACCUACCCAAGAAAGAAGAGUCAGGCUACACCGAGAUCCGUGUCGAGAGCAAGGAGGACUGCGAGUCCGAGCCCAGCGUCACCGUUGGCGGUGAUGUCAAAGUCGAAGAUGACCGACCGGACAUUCAGCUCCUGGAAAGACAAAUCUCGGAAGCUGCCACCGAAGCAGUCAACGCCUACAACCGUGCGAUCUACAAUCUUAAGAAGUACAGUGCGGAGAUUUGUCACGUGAUCGAUGAACAAGUCGACCGCAUCAAGCCCGACGUCUGGGACCGGAUCAGGGAAAAAGGCCGGCUUAAGAAGGAAGCUAUCCAAUGUGCUGAAGAGAAGGCUGCGGAAGCCUCCAAGAAAAUCGUCGAACUUAAAUGUAUCAUUUCAGAAGACACGCGUGGUAUUCCGGCAACCAAAAGGGACAUCAUCCUGGCCAACAUCCAACAAGUGCAACAAGACAUUGAAAAAGGCAAGAACGAACUCGAACGUGAAAAGAAAGGAAGCACCGUCACAGAAAAGUACUGGGAUAAGGUUGAAUCAGCACGCAAGCAUUUUUCUUACGAACUGGAAACUCUGUUCCCCAGCGUUAAACUGGACGCAAAAGAACUGAAUUUAAGCGCCGAAGAGUUCGACCUGUUCAUCUUGCACGCCUACGCCAACGUGUUGUAUUACCAGAAAGAACUGGCACGCAUGGACACCGUAAUUCACGAUAAAAUCCAACGUGCCACCGAGAAUGCAAGCCGCCGCGGUGAGGCCGCCCUCACCGAAGCCCAGAUUUGCGAAGCCAUCCAGCAGGAGAAGAGGAAGCUCGCCCUUUGCUUCCAACAACAAUCCUUGAAGAUGAAAAAAGAAGCUGAUUGCGAGAUGCGUGAAGCGUUGAAGCGUCAGUCCCAAACAUUCGCCGAUCAUUUGGCUGAGGCUAUCGAAGCGAGGGCCAAGGAAAUCGAACGUGAGUUGACCAGAGCGUUUGACGAACAACUGGAGAGCGAGAGGUGUAAAUUCAAGUACCAACUUGCCACCAUGGUUGGUAGGCUGAAGGGCUUGGACCAUGCCAUCAAACAAAAAGCAAAUCAAGACGCCAGUGAAAAACGUGCUCAGGUGUUGUGGAGCGCGUGCCAAGCCCUCAUAAGAUCAUUGAAGGCUGGCUGCCCCGGCCAAAACUGGAGGGACCAACUCCGACCCCUCAAUCCUGAAAUCAGCGCCGUUCAAAAAGCCGCAGCUGAAAAUGACGAACUGGUUAACACCGUCGUCGCCGCCAUCCCCAAGGAGGCUUUGGAACGCGGUGUGUACCCAGAGGAGGCUCUCAAGGAGCGUUUCCUGAAAGUUGAACAAGUGGCCAGAAAAGUAGCUUUGGUGCCUGAAGGCGGUGCUUCACUCCCGGUUCAUAUCUUAUCCUACAUCCAGUCACUGCUUCUCGUGAAAGCAGCCAGUCCCAUUCCGCAGGCGGAGCUCGAGGACAAGAGCGAAAUCGACUUUACCAAACUGGAUACCAAUGAUGUCUUGCAGAGGGCGAGGUACUGGAUGGAUCGUGGAGACAUCGAACAGACUCUUAAAUACAUGAACUUGCUGAAGGGCGCUCCUAGAUCCGUAGCUAGACAAUGGAUGAACGAGGCCAGGAUAUUGUUAGAGACGCAACAGGCCGCCAACACACUGAUGGCCUACGCAGCAUCCAGUGGCUUGGUCCAUCUGUAAACGUGAUUUUAAAAAAAUAUUAUCGGUUUCUGUUAUUUAUUAUCUCUACCGCUAAUAUAUUUUUUUAAAUAUACCUAUUUACUGAUUUGUCAUUUAUUGCUUUUAAGCGACAUUGUUAUUUAAUUACCAAAUUAUACUUUCAACAGAAACAAGUCACAAUGUGUAUCAAAGAAUCCGUUAGAUUUGUUUGUUAUUACACUGUUUUUUAUUUAACAUCGGAAUUAUGUAUUAUUAUAAUUUGUAAAUAGA